AUGGUUCCGAGUGCAAGCCAACUUGACGAGGCCAAACGUCAAAGAGCCAAUGUCAAACGAAACAUUUCGCGAAUUAAAUCAGUAGUUAACGAACAUGUUGAAGAGGAGUCUUUCAACCGCUCUGCCGCUGAACUCCAAUGCCGUCUGGGAAUUUUGGAAUCCUACUUUAAACAGGCGCUAGUGAUUCAAACUAAAAUUGAAACUCUGGAUUCAGCGGCCAACGGGCGUGUUGACAUUGAGGAGUCAUACAUAGCGACCAAAUUGGCUAUCAAACAACUACUCGGUGAAAAUCUAAGCAGCACAAUGCUCGAAUCCAAUCCACCGGCACUGCCGCAGUCAAAGCUCCCAAGGCUGCCGCUGCCAACUUUUGAUGGUACUCACACGGAGUAUAAAAACUUCAUGACUUCAUUUAUGCAGCUUACUGGACGUGAGAAUUUGUCAUCAAUUGAGAAAUUCAACCAUCUUCUCAACUAUUUGAAGGGCCCAGGACUGGAAGCAGUAAAGGCGUUUCCAGUGACCAGCGAAAACUUUCCCAAGGCUUUGGAUAGGUUGAAGGCUCGAUACGACAAGCCAGGGCUAAUAUUUAUGGAAACAAUGACCACAAUCUUUAAAUUGCAGCCUGUUAACUCUUCGAAUGCACAACAAUUGCGAAGCUUGAUCGAUAUUUCAUCCGCCCUAUUCAGCUCUCAGUCGUCGCUGGGCUCAGAUGCACAAAUUUCGGAGGCAAUGCUGAUCUACCUGGUUAUGGACAAGUGCGAUCAACAAACUCGGAAUAAAUGGAAUGAAUCCCUGGACUACUCUUCGUUGCCAUCCUGGACAUUUGCACUCACCAAGACCACAUGCGUCUUUUGCUCCAGCGCUGGACACAGACUCAUGGCAUGCGACCAGCUUCGGAAUUUGGACUCACUGCAACGCCUAGAAGUGGUGAAAAAACAGGGCCUUUGUGUCAAUUGUCUUGGCAAAGGACAUAAGGUGUCAAACUGCCCGUCGAAAAAUCGCUGUCGAAGUUGCAAUCAGCCGCAUCAUACGCUCUUGCAUCACCACAACUCUCCGAAGUCGUUAUCAUUACCUUCGACAAGCUCGUCCCAGCCCAGCGGAACAGCAGCUUAUUCUCAACCACAAUUGAGCGCAGCACCAAACUACGUGAAUGUGCAGCCGUAUCCUAUCGGAGCUGCAACCCAUGCGCACGCUCAAUCAGAUGCAAGAGGGGGAUCACAAGUCAUCCUAGCCACAGCAAUGGUGCAGGUUCAGGACUCAAUUGACUCCUUCAGACUCGGGAGAGCGCUUCUCGACUCCUGCUCUCAGGUCAAUUUUAUAACCGAGGCUUUUGCUCAUAAACUCAGAUUUCCGAGGGACAAACAUAGUGUUCAAAUUCGCAGUAUCGGCGACUCGAACACGCACAUCAAACACCGUACAUCAACAACAAUCAAAUCUCGUCUUUCGCUUUUCGAAUUGUCUCUCGAUCUCUGCAUAACGCCUAACAUUGCAUAUCAGCCGGAUACCCAAAUUGACAUCUCGAACUGGAACCUUCCACCCAACACGCCGUUAGCGGACGAACAAUUUCAUCUUUCCCGAAACGUCGACAUGCUGCUAGGUGCAGAGGCAUUCUACGAUAUUCUAGCAGUGGGCCAAGUCAAACUGGGCUCCAAUUUGCCGACUCUCCAAAAGACACUAUUCGGUUGGGUAGUAGCGGGAAGCCAUCGCCCAAACCAAUCAAAGGAGUCCUACGCAUAUCUGGCUCAAAGCUCUGCAGCCAUUGAUGCAAAUCUAAAGCGUCUGUGGGAGGUCGAAACAAUCAGCACCUCGGGUGAACGACUUAAGCCAGAACAUAAGUUAUAUUUCUCAACGUCGAACGCCCAAUAUAGGACGUUCAUGAACGAAUAUGAACAAAUGGGUCACAUGGAGCUAGUGGCAAAUCCCAAUUUAUCGGCCCCUCACUACUACGUUCCUCACCACUGUGUGCUACAGCCAGCCUGUGAAUCUACAAAGCUUCGAGUUAUAUUCGAUGCGUCCUGCAAAACGUCAAGUCAAGUCUCCUUGAAUGACAUCUUACUUUGCGGUCCCACGAUUCAAGAUGAUCUCGUCAUGCUACUGCUACGUUUUAGACUUUCAAGAUAUGCCCUGACAGCCGACAUAGCGAAGAUGUACAGGCAAGUAAAUGUUGAUAUUAGUGACCGCAAAUUUCAGUACAUUCUCUGGCGAGAUUUCCCAGGCGAUCAACUACGCACAUAUCAGCUUUAUACGAUCACUUACGGAACGGCUUCCGCACCAUAUCUCGCUGUACGUAGCCUACACCAUUUAGCGGAUCUUCAUGGUGCUGAAUUUCCCAUUGGUGCUGCCGUUAUAAGGACUUCAUUCUAUGUUGACGAUUUAAUAACUGGUGCAGACGAAAUAUCGACUCUGUCAGUCAUAAAGGAUCAAGUUACCAAAUUACUAGAACGCGGUCAGUUUCCGCUUACCAAAUGGCACUCAAAUCACAUGGACUUCGUCGAGAGUCGCAACAACAAGGAUCUCAAUCCAUGCAUAAACGCUAUGACUAGUGCACUUGGAGUACAUUGGCAUCAGAAUUCCGAUGCCCUACGAUUUGCAUUUACGCCCAAAACCGUGCCUGCAGCAAUCACAAAACGUACUAUUCUAUCUGUUGCGUCUGCACUAUACGACCCACUUGGAUUGCUGUCACCGCUAAUUAUCGUCGCCAAGAUCAUUCUACAGGAACUCUGGCUAGCAGGAUUGAGUUGGGAUGAAUCGGUACCGCAACACUUGCAAAUCGCUUGGAUUCCUUUAGAACCUGUUCAAACCUUUCGGUGCCACGCUAUUGUCUACAAGCUCAAUACCUAUCAGUUCAAAUUCACAGAUUCUGUGACGCGUCAAUCCGAGCAUAUGGUUGCGCCAUUUAUCUACGUACCGAAUGCAUCGACGGAACCAUCGCUGUUCAACUGUUUACUUCUAAGUCCAGAGUGGCCCCGAGCCCCACAUUUCGGCGGACUUUGGGAAGCGGCAGUAAAAAGUGCAAAAGGACUGCUGAACAGAACUCUUAUGAAUACGCGGCUCACCUUUGAAGAGCUCACCACCGUGGCAGCUGAAGUCGAGGCCAUACUCAACUCACGCCUGUUAACCCUAUUAUCGCCUGAUCCGAGUGAUUUUGGAGCGAUCACUCCGGGUCACCUCCUGGUUGGAAAGCCGUUGCGUGCCAUGCCGGAACGCCACAUCACCACAGCCAACAUCACCAAUCUUCAGCGCUUUGACGUCGUGACGGCCAUCAAGCAAGAGUUUUGGCGCCGUUGGUCAGCGGAAUAUAUCAACGAACUGCAAGCCCGCACUAAAUGA
Molecule: messenger RNA, 3327 nt
Organism: Drosophila ficusphila
Lineage: Eukaryota; Metazoa; Arthropoda; Insecta; Diptera; Drosophilidae
Exons: 3
Coding region: 1-3327 (1108 amino acids)
Molecular function (GO): zinc ion binding; nucleic acid binding
Source: RefSeq, a predicted model, not a curated record